This is a messenger RNA of Colletotrichum fioriniae, 864 nucleotides long. The record is from RefSeq and is a predicted model, not a curated record. NCBI's taxonomy places the organism in Eukaryota, Fungi, Ascomycota, Sordariomycetes, Glomerellales, Glomerellaceae.
AUGCCUCAGAAUACCCUCAACAUCGUGUUGGACUUUGACGGUACCAUCACGACAAAGGAUACAAUUGGCGCAUUGGCAGAAAUCGGCCUCCAAUUCCAGCAGCAGCGCGGAGUCGAUCUCUCUUCGAAGUGGCAGCAGAUCCUGCUAGAUUACAGCAAAGACCAUGCAGACCAUUUGUCCACAUAUCUUCCAAUCGCGGAUGACAGAUCCUCGCUCAAAGAUGAACUCGACUUCUUGCGGGGUCUGAAGGAAGUUGAGAUGCGGUCAGUACAGAGAGUUGAGAGCUCAAGCAUCUUCAAGGGCGUCAGCUGGGAACAUCUUACACUUGCCGGUGUAACUUAUCGAAAGGAAGGCAGAGUCAAGUUGAGAGAUGGUUUUGCGGAUCUCAUGGAUGCUGCUACAGAGAAGGGCUGGUCCGUCGCGGUAGUCUCCGUCAACUGGUCUAGAUCAUUCAUCAAGGGUGUCCUAUCGGAUUAUAGCGUCGACAUUGUCGCUAAUGAGAUCGAGUUGGAUGGUAGCAUCUCAGGGCCUGAAGUAGCGGGCUCACCGACAGUGCGGCCGUCCCUCAUGACGUGCGAGGACAAGCUGCAAGCCCUUCGAACAUUAGCAGCUCGGCGAGGAACGGAGGAUAUUGAGACGCUGUGGUAUUUUGGCGACUCCACUACAGAUAUCGAGUGUCUUUUGGCUGCCCGAGGGAUUGUGAUAUCGUCCGACGCCGAGUCGAGUUUGAUAAGGACUCUGAGGAGAUUAGGGUAUCAAGUGCCAAAGGUGGAGGAUGUUGGGGCGCCCGAAGGCAUAGCAUGGGCAUCAACCUUUGUAGAGGUCCUGGAAAGUGAAUCCCUGUCUCUUAAGAAGUCCACAUAG